UGGAAAACAAAAAUUACUCGUUAGUCAUUAUUUCAAAAUAUCUUUUGAAAAUGAAUUAGUAACUGCAAAUUCACAAUCAAUCUCAUAUAUAAGUAUCGUUAUACUUGUUCUAUUAAUGGGGUUGAUUGAAAUUGACUUACUUGUCAAUUGCUUGUUUUAAGGUUAAUUCAAAACCGAUUUUUAUACUCUUUGGUUUAAGGAGUGCAAGGCCUAUUAUUUUACUUGGCAAUAAUAUAAUUGUGUAGUGUUUUGUUCUAACUGUUAUUAAAUAUAACGAUUAUCACCAUGGAUAAUUUAGAAGCGAAUAUAAUGGAUAAGUCGAUGCGAUCGGUCUUCGUAGGAAAUAUUCCUUACGAAGCCACCGAAGAGAAAUUAAAAGAUAUUUUUGGUGAAGUCGGUCAAGUAUUGUCAUUUAAACUUGUUUUUGAUAGAGAAACCGGCAAACCAAAGGGAUAUGGAUUUUGUGAGUACAGAGACCAAGAAACCGCCCUGAGCGCAAUGAGAAAUUUGAAUGGAUACGAAAUAGGAGGAAGAAACCUCAGGGUAGACAAUGCCUGUACUGAAAAAUCUAGAAUGGAAAUGCAGAACUUGUUGAAUCAGCCACCUGUGGAGAAUCCGUAUGGUGAACCUAUCCAAGCAGAUAAAGCACCAGAAGCCAUAAGUAAAGCUGUAGCGUCUCUACCUCCAGAACAAAUGUUCGAACUGAUGAAGCAGAUGAAAUACUGUAUCCAAAAUAAUCCUAGUGAAGCACGACAAAUGCUUCUCCAGAAUCCGCAACUAUCAUAUGCUUUACUCCAAGCUCAGGUUGUGAUGAAAAUAAUCGAUCCUCAUACUGCUGCCAGUAUGCUACACCCAAGCACACCUGUUCCACCUCCGUUGAUGUCCAAAGAUUCAUCGAUGGCGGGACCUGUGCCGAUAAGUAGUGCUUUCCUACAUCAAUCAGCCCCACCACCGCGCCCGGAGUUCCAACCAGUACCCCAAGUUCAUACCAUUCAUCCCAACAGCCAACCAGUAUUUUCUAGUCAAGAUAUAGACCUUCGGUCUCUGGACAUCAGAGGUCCAGUGCCUGAUCCCAGAAUGCCAAGAAUGGCCGACCAGGACAUGAGAAGCAUCCCGGGACCUCUACCCAAUCCCCUACCACCGCCAGUGGCGGAGAAUUUCACCAGGGAUCCCAGAGGGCCAGGUGCUGCGUUUCCAGCUGAUCCCCGGGGUUCCCAAACUGGUUUUCCCAGCGAUCCGAGGAUUAGCAGCGAUCCCAGGCCUGCUCCGUUCAUCAACGACCCCAGGCAGACUGCUAGGGUGGACCCUCGACAAAAAGCUGCCCCUCUGCAGAAUCCGCAGCCUGUUCGGCCACCAACGCAAAUACCACCUCAAGCUCCACAGCCUGUACCUCCUAGACCUGUAGCUGCUCCUGCAAGUAUGGCAGCGGCAGGGGCCAAUAUAGGUCCAGCAGGGGCGUCUGAUCAAGAGAAAGCCGCACUUAUUAUGCAGGUGCUGCAGUUGUCAGAUGAACAGAUUGCGAUGUUACCGAUGGAACAGAGAAGUAGUAUUUUGUUGUUGAAGGAACAGAUUGCGAAGAGUGCCAAUAGGACUUGAACUUUUGUUAUGACUUUAUUUUAUUCGACCGAUUCAUUUUUUGUCAUUUGUUUUCUCUCUGUAUCGAAAAUUUUAUGUUUAUCAUAAAUUUAUUAUAUUAGUUUCUAAUAA
Molecule: messenger RNA, 1707 nt
Organism: Harmonia axyridis
Lineage: Eukaryota; Metazoa; Arthropoda; Insecta; Coleoptera; Coccinellidae
Gene: CstF64
Product: cleavage stimulation factor subunit 2
Exons: 2
Coding region: 286-1596 (436 amino acids)
Biological process (GO): mRNA 3'-end processing
Cellular component (GO): mRNA cleavage and polyadenylation specificity factor complex
Molecular function (GO): mRNA binding
Source: RefSeq, a predicted model, not a curated record